GCGUUCUCUCUCCCUCUCCCAACAUGCCCGCCUCAGCGAAAAAGAAGAAUAAGAAGGGGAAGACUAUCUCCCUAACAGACUUUCUGGCUGAGGAUGGAGGGACUGGUGGAGGCAGCACCUAUGUCCCCAAACCAGUCAGCUGGGCUGAUGAAACAGACGAUCUGGAAGGGGAUGUUUCAACCACUUGGCAUAGUAAUGAUGAUGAUGUGUAUCGGGCACCUCCAAUUGACCGUUCCAUCCUGCCCACUGCUCCACGGGCUGCUCGGGAACCCAAUAUCGACCGGAGCCAUCUUCCCAAAUCUCCACCCUACACUGCUUUUCUAGGGAACCUGCCCUAUGAUGUGACAGAAGACUCCAUUAAGGAAUUCUUUAGAGGAUUAAAUAUCAGUGUGGUGCGUUUACCGCGUGAACCCAGCAAUCCUGAGAGGUUAAAAGGUUUUGGUUAUGCUGAGUUUGAGGACCUGGAUUCCUUGCUCAGUGCCCUGAGCCUCAACGAAGAGUCUCUAGGUAACAGGAGAAUUCGAGUGGACGUUGCUGACCAAGCACAGGAUAAAGACAGGGAUGAUCGUUCUUUUGGCCGAGACAGAAAUCGUGAUUUUGACAAAACAGAUACUGAUUGGAGGGCCCGUCCUGCUGCACACAGCUUUGAUGACUACCCGCCUAGAAGGGGUGAUGAUAGCUUUGGAGACAAGUAUCAAGAUCAUUACGAUUCAGACCAAUAUCGUGAUGGGUAUCGGGACAGUUACCGUGAUGGCCCAGGCUGGGACAUGGAUCAAUACCGGGGCCGAGAUCGCUAUGAUGACCGAGGUGGCAGAGACUAUGACAGAGGCUACGAUUCCAGGAUAGGCAGUGGCAGAAGAGCGUUCGGUAGCGGGUACCGUAGAGAUGAUGACUACAGAGGAGGUGGGGACCGCUACGAAGACAGAUAUGACAGACGAGUUGACCGGUCCUGGAGCUCCAGAGAUGAUUACUCUCGGGAUGAUUAUAGGCGGGAUGAUAGAGGUCCCCCCCAAAGACCCAAACUGAACCUAAAGCCUCGGAGUACUCCUAAGGAAGAUGAUUCCUCCGCUAGCACCUCCCAGUCCAGUCGGGCAGCCUCUAUCUUUGGAGGGGCAAAGCCUGUAGACACAGCUGCUAGAGAACGAGAAGUAGAAGAGCGGCUACAGAAGGAACAAGAGAAACUGCAGCGUCAGCUGGAUGAGCCAAAACUAGAGCGACGGCCUCGGGAGAGACACCCAAGCUGGCGAAGUGAAGAAACUCAGGAACGGGAACGAUCGAGGACAGGAAGUGAGUCAUCACAGACUGGGACCUCAGCCACAUCUGGCAGAAAUGCACGAAGGAGAGAGAGUGAGAAGUCUCUAGAAAAUGAAACCCCCAAUAAAGAGGAAGACUGUCAGUCUCCAACUUCUAAGCCUCCCAAACCUGAACAGCCUCUAAAGGUGAUGCCAGCCCCUCCACCAAAGGAGAAUGCUUGGGUGAAGCGAAGUUCCAACCCUCCCGCUCGAUCUCAGAGCUCAGACACAGAGCAGCAGUCCCCUACAAGUGGUGGAGGGAAAGUAGUUCCAGCUCAACCAUCUGAGGAGGGAUCAGCAAGGAAAGAUGAAAAUAAAAUAGAUGGGGUAAGUGCCCCAAAAGGCCAAAGUGGGAACUCCAGCCGUGGUCCGGGAGAUGGAGGGAACAAAGACCACUGGAAGGAGUCAGACAGGAAAGAUGGCAAAAAGGAUCACGACUCCAGAUCUGCACCUGAGCCAAAGAAAGCUGAAGAAAAUCCAGCCUCGAAGUUCAGUUCUGCAAGCAAAUAUGCUGCUCUCGCCAUUGACGGUGAAGAUGAAAAUGAGGGAGAUUACACCGAAUAGAGCUCUGCAUUCUGUGCUUUCUCCUAGUCUCUCUCCACCCUGGAACAUUCGAGAGCAAAUCAAACCUCUAUCCAGACAAGACAAAAUAAAACUCACCAUCUCCUGGAAAAAAAAAAAAA
This is a messenger RNA of Cervus elaphus (red deer), 1975 nucleotides long. Its product is annotated as eukaryotic translation initiation factor 4B-like. Gene Ontology annotation, molecular function: RNA binding. The transcript has a single exon. Lineage: Eukaryota; Metazoa; Chordata; Mammalia; Artiodactyla; Cervidae. The coding region runs from base 24 to 1856 and encodes 610 amino acids. The record is from RefSeq and is a predicted model, not a curated record.